CCGCGCGGCCCGUUCAGUGUAGCUCAGACUUUGGUCGUGGACACUACGCCCCUCUGCCGCGGCCGCUCCCUCACUCGCGCUAGUCCGGCGGCCGCUGCGUUCUCUGCUUCGGUGUGCUUGUGAAGUCACUCUGUCCCUCGACUAUCUCGUGCUUGUGUGCGUGCGCGCGUCCGACAGGCAGCGAUGGGCGCCUGAACUGAAAGAUAGAAAAGGAAAGCCAUCGAAAGUGGUGUGAUCUGUUGAUUAUUUUUUUUUUUUUUAUUUUUUUUUAUUACUUUUACAUCGGAUACCUACUGCUUCUCUCUGGUUUGAAAUCACCGGAUAUGGAGACGUUCCUGAAGGGCUGCUUGGCUUCUGCGUCCUAUCUCAUCUCGGGGUCUCCUUUCGACGCCGCAGACACAGAUCUGGACGACGGCGAGAGCGUGGUGUCGACGACCGUCAACAACAACUACGACAAGCAGUGGAAGACGACGACCCCGUCCUUCCAAGCAGACGCCCCCAGGUUCAUGGCUCCGGGGAACGCCACCGCCGCCGCGCCCCUCCUGUGCCAGUCCCUCGAGGGCGCGCGCGGGAGCCCCCCCCAGCAGCAGCAGCAGACCUUCGCCCCCGGCCAGCGCCUCGGCAAGCAGACCGUCGGGGGCGGGUGGGUGCGGCCCUUAGGCUACGCGGAGAAGUUCAUGACGGCCGCCCAUGGAUACGGCUGCAUGACGACGGUGUACUCGCUGUGGCUGGACUCCCGGACGCCCCUGAGCCUUGAUGUUAUCAAAUAUGCGGCGACUAUUAUGUACAGGAAGAUGCCGAACCUGCGCAUGGAGAUGGCGGAGCGCGACGGCCGCCUCUGGUGGAGGGAGAUGGCGCGGGAGGUCGUCAACGUGGAGGAGCUGGAGACCCGGGACGUGGAGGGCGCCGUGGAGACCUUGCUCAAGCGGCGCUACGACGUCAAGGCGGGGCCCCUGUGGUUCACGCGGUUCAUCAGGCUCAGCCCGCAGGAGCAGGGCGUGAGGGACGACAACCACAACUUGAAGUACAAGUACGCGUGUCUCUUCGGCUUCCACCACAACGUGAGCGACGGGACGACCAACAUGAAGUUCUGCAAGGUGUUCCUGAAGGUGCUGAACGACCUGGUGCAGGGCAAGGAGAUCGACAUGUGUCAGGAGGGCACCUUCGCUCCCCCGCUGCAGGACCGCCUGGCCGACCGCAUCGGCGCCUACUUUCUGUUCGUCUACAUGUUCCUGCGGCGCCUGUACACGUGCAUCCUCACCUUCGGCAUCCCGGUCAGGAACUUCACCAGCCGCUUCCGCAUGCCCGCGCACAACGAGGCGGCCACGCGCAUGAUCCACCACGAGCUCGACGAGGACGCCACGCGCAAGCUGCUCCGCCGCUGCAAGAUGGAGGGCGUGACGCUCAACUCCGCCUUCACCGCCGCCGCCAACCUCACCAUGUACAAGAUGAUGGCGCAGAAGGGCGGGCGGCUGAAGAACACCGACUUGUGGUCGUCGCAGGCGGUGAACAUGCGGCGCUACUGGCCCAAGGAGCAGCAGAGCAACAGCUUCGGCUGCCACAUCUCCCUGCUGGACGUGAGCUUCCCGACGGGCCCCGACGACGAGAGGGCCUUCUGGAGGUACGCGCGGCAGGUGCACGCCAGGCUCAAGUACCACCUGACGGAGUCGAAGCGCGCGCUGACGCUGCAGCCGAUGAGCGAGCGCCUCAUCAUCCUGAUCCGCCACAACGCGUGGCUGGCGUGGCUGCGGCUGCCGUCCGCCAACGACGGCCACUACACGGUCACCAACAUGGGCGACCUGACCCACACCUUCCCGGGCACGGGCGAGGAGGUCGAGGUGUCGCUCGUCCUGCGCUCCGUGUCGUGCCACUUCAUGCCCACGCUGUGCCAGCACACGCUGCAGACCUUCCGCGGCCGCUUCUGCUACUCCCUCGACUACUACACGCAGAAGAUCACGAAGGAAAACGCCACCACGUACGCCCAGGGGAUCAUGGACUUCCUCCGCUACGCCAUCCACGCGCCGAACUGA
This is a messenger RNA of Penaeus vannamei (Pacific white shrimp), 2030 nucleotides long. RefSeq lists its product as uncharacterized. NCBI's taxonomy places the organism in Eukaryota, Metazoa, Arthropoda, Malacostraca, Decapoda, Penaeidae. The record is from RefSeq and is a predicted model, not a curated record.